AUGCCGAACAGCCCGGAUGGAGGCGACUGGGCCCAAAUGGCCGGCUUGGAAAAAUGCGUUCGAUUGUUGUUUUCCCGAUGCCAUGACCACCUGGUCGACCGCUUCGAGAAGGCGAUUACGACCAAACAGGCCCUGAGCACUCUGCUGAAAGGAAGCUUCGAGGAAGUCUGCACAGCCACGUUUCCUGCAUCGCCCAUGACGAUGGAGCUGGAUUACGAGGCAUGCGAGGCGAACUACAGGCUCGAAUUCACCCACGAUUGCGUUGCCACCGCAUGUGCAGAGGAAAAAUGCAACCUCUGCGAAAAUAAUCCCAAAAGGAGAUGUGGCAACCAGUGCUUCAAGAAGAAAUAUUUCAUGCAGGAGAUCAUUGUUGCCAGAUGUGGGGCCCCCAUGAGGGUGCGCUUGGUGGAUAUGCAGACAAACGAAACUGCCAGGCUUGACACCAAAGUUGAGGCAUGCAUUCUAAAUGGGCCUGACUUUGCGCAAUUCUUCACAAAUGGCAUUCCAAACUGUGCCGAUGAGAAUCUGGAGGCUUGCCAGGAGAAAUGGGCUGGUGACCAGGGUCCAGCAUUGCUUCAGUCUGCAUAUGCUGCCAACAAUGCCAAGAGUGGUUUAGUGGAGUUCCGCCUCAAGGGAGGCGAGGCAGAGCUUCCCAAGCUGAAGGUGAUGCACAGCAGCGAGGCCCUCCUGGGUGGCCGCAGGACACCCUUCCGGUUGCUUGUUGGGGUGACGGGCACAGGGCCCCUGGAGCCAAGCCUUGUGACGCCUGCGAUUACAGAUGACUUUGUGGUGGCGACCCAGAGGUCGAAACUGGCACAGAAGAAGGAGGUGCCUCUGAAGCACGACCAGGUAUCUACUCUUGAGCAAAUGGGUGGGCAGCGAGUGGAGACACUGAGCAGGCUGGGGGAUGUACUCAUGAAGCAGCUGAGCUUGUCCAAGCUGCCUCGAGGAUGGCCAAAGCAAGUUGACACAGUUGACGAUUUUCUGAAGCUUGCUCAUGCAGUCAAACUGGAUUCCAGGCUGAGGAAAAAGGUCACCAGUAUGCUGCGGAUGAGUGACAACCAGUGGAAUGAGGCGUGCGAUCAUGCCAUGACCGCUGUCCCAUCGGACAGCCGCCUCCGUGUGUGGUGGUACCGAAAUGGCGGCGAGCUGGGCCCCAUGGUGGGCCUGCUGUACUCUUGCACCCUAGGAGAGGUGGACUUGACCAAGCCACAAGGCUUGGUCGAGGUUGUUGAGCAUACGUACAACAGUAUCAGUUAUGACACGGCCUUCCGUGAGGAGCAGGAGAGGAUGGACGAGCUACACAAGCAGGCAAAGGAAUGUUGGUCAAGGCCUCGGCAUCCUGGGUGGGGCAUAUACCCCACGACUCAGGAUUUCACCUCCCAGGAUUUCCAGCGAAACCCCGAAAUGCUACCAUCGCCUCCACCCCGUUGUGUGACCCCGGUGAGGAGGAAGCGCAAAAACAGCGACUUCGUGGCCGUGACAACCGUGACCAGCCCGAUGGUUGUCUACCAGCCGGCUACAGAUUUCUCCUUCCCAACCGUUUGCACUGUUCAGCACGCUGAAGACGUGGCAAUGGCCGAUGAUCAAGCUUCCCCCACCCGUUCGAUGUCUGGUGAACGCAGCCCCAAGGCCGUGAUCGUUACACAGCCACCCAUCACCCAACCAAGUCCAAUAAUGAAACCCGACCCGGAACCCCUGGAGCAGCGGUCGCCUUCCCCAGUACCACAGGAUGCGGCGAGCCCGCCUCCCCCCCAGAAUACAGACAUGCCUGCCCCAAGGCCACCAGGGAAGCCUUUCAAUGGGACUUCACUUGACCUUUACCGCUUGCAGCAGCAGGAACAGCAGCAACAGCAACAGCAGAAGAAGAAGGUCGAGGGGCGAAGUGCAGAGCUCAAGAGUCCGCAGCAUGAUGUAUCUCGCUUUCUUAACGUGAAAAAACUCAACGAAUGA
Molecule: messenger RNA, 1953 nt
Organism: Ostreobium quekettii
Lineage: Eukaryota; Viridiplantae; Chlorophyta; Ulvophyceae; Bryopsidales; Ostreobiaceae
Source: the annotation of a GenBank genome assembly